Messenger RNA from Pichia kudriavzevii, 1227 nucleotides. RefSeq lists its product as uncharacterized. Gene Ontology annotation, molecular function: protein binding; RNA binding; translation initiation factor activity. The record is from RefSeq and is a predicted model, not a curated record. The transcript has a single exon. The coding region runs from base 1 to 1227 and encodes 408 amino acids. Gene Ontology annotation, cellular component: cytoplasm; eukaryotic translation initiation factor 3 complex, eIF3m. NCBI's taxonomy places the organism in Eukaryota, Fungi, Ascomycota, Pichiomycetes, Pichiales, Pichiaceae. Gene Ontology annotation, biological process: cytoplasmic translational initiation.
AUGGUGCACGGGCGAGACUCGAAAAUUUUUCAGUUUGGCGAUUCCAAUUCUAUACAAUAUAGACUGGAUGAAGAAUGCAAGAAAGUAAAGACUCUUUUCAGGAGAGCAGUGGAGAAGAGAGAGACAUACAGACACACAGAGAGUAGAAAAGAAUCAGAUAUGUCGAACAAGCUAAUGAGACCAAUCCAGCUGAAGGGGCAUGAACGUCCUAUCACACAAGUGAAAUACAAUAGAGAAGGUGAUUUAAUUUUUUCCACAGCUAAGGAUCAUCAUAUCUGUGUUUGGUAUUCAGCCAAUGGCGAGAGACUAGGUACUUACCACGGUCACAGGGGUACUGUCUGGUCGGUUGAGGUUGAUAAUACCACCACCUACAUUUUAACUGCCAGUGCUGACUUAUCCGGUAAGUUGUGGAGCGCAGAAACAGGAGAAUGUAUUCAAACUUGGAAUUUUGAAUCUCCUGUUAAAAGAGUUGAGCUAUCUCCAGAUAACAAAAAAUUGUUCUUUUUGACCGACAAUGUUAUGGGUCAAAUGGGUAAAAUUCAAAUAUUUAAUAUUGACUUAAGUAAAGGUGGAAAUCAGGAAACAGAACCAGUGUUGAGUAUUGUUAAUCAAGGUGAUGCCUCUACUAAAGUGACCAUUGCAACUUGGUCAUACGAUGGUAAAUACAUUCUUGCAGGUCAUGCCGAUGGUAGUAUCUCUAAAUAUGACUCCCAAACAGGAGAAGAAUUAGCACAUUCAACACCUUUCAAAAACCAAGUUACAGAUCUUCAGACAUCAAGUGAUAAAACAUAUUUUGUUGCAUCAUCAAAGGAUCAAACCGCCAAGUUAUUUGAUGUUGAAAGUUGGAAGCAGUUAAAGGAAUACAGCUCUGGAUCCCCUGUCAAUGCAGCAUUGAUUACCCCAGUGAAAGAUUUUAUUAUUCUAGGAGGUGGUCAAGAUGCAAGAGAUGUUACAACCACCUCUGGUAGUGAAGGUGGAUUUGAUGCAAAGAUCUUCCACAAAAUUUUUGAAGAUGAAAUUGGUAGAAUCAAGGGACAUUUUGGUCCUUUGAAUUGCCUUUCAAUCCACCCAGAUGGUACUUCUUAUGUAUCUGGAGGUGAAGAUGGUUUCAUUAGAUUACACCAUCUUCCAAAGUCAUAUUUCGAAUUCCAGUAUGAAGUUGAGAAGACUGCCGAAGCCUUACAGCAUCAAAGUGCAAAUGCCGAAAACGUUGAAGCUUCUGCAUAG